This is a messenger RNA of Rhipicephalus sanguineus (brown dog tick), 872 nucleotides long. RefSeq lists its product as uncharacterized. The transcript is spliced from 5 exons. Bases 350 to 781 code for a protein of 143 amino acids. The record is from RefSeq and is a predicted model, not a curated record. NCBI's taxonomy places the organism in Eukaryota, Metazoa, Arthropoda, Arachnida, Ixodida, Ixodidae.
CUGCAGACCAACUUACGUCACCCUGCGCACCUAUACCGAGCACCAGUCCUACCUGUUGUGUGGCGGUCAUCAGGAUGCACGUUAGAGAGCCGGCAAAACUACCACUCUACCAUGUCGACCAACAGAACCUCCGUUGCUAAGACGAGAGUGUCAGCGCCCAGUACCCCUAGACUGGAACAGAACAUGGGGCCGGAACCAGGUCUCAAGGCAACUGAAUCUUUGCAAUGGCCGUAUAUACGGCGGAGGAGAAGCAGCUCAGCGCUGCUUGGAAUAGCCGCUGCCCGUUGAAGCCCGGAGUAUACAAUGCCAGCCUUUCCGUGUGUGCGCCCGACGGAAUAACAGCUAGGACAUGCGCUGGAUGACGGACAACUCGAUUGUCCAGGCAGAGGAAGUCACUAUAAAAAAUGCCAGACUGGGACACCUGGUGAGAAUCGACGUCAAAUCUCGCGUCUACAAAACAACAACACUCGAGCCCGUGGCCGAGAUAUCAGUCGCCACUUCGAGCGGGACGCCACUUCCAUGCGUCUACAGUGCCAUACCAAAGCAACUCAAAACAUGCGGUGGCGAUACUCUGGCAGAAAAGAUUCUAACCUCAGAGUGGGGCAAUCAAUGCCCGGUCGAACCUGGCUUGUACACUGCCCACAUCGCGUUCAAGCUUCCUGACAGCCCUGAGGCAAGGUCGUGUGUAGGAGAUGGCCACCUCGUUGUCACCGUCAAGUUGGUAGACGAGGACCAAAUUCUGGAGUGUGCGUCAUUUCCAAUCACUAUUGCUCUCGACUAGAGAAGACUUAUCCGCAGUAAUAAAAUGUCGUGAUACGGCUUUGAAUAUUUACUCACUUAAUAUCUCUGUUCAGCGUUAGCAGUAUUCGCAU